Molecule: messenger RNA, 1787 nt
Organism: Clarias gariepinus (North African catfish)
Lineage: Eukaryota; Metazoa; Chordata; Actinopteri; Siluriformes; Clariidae
Product: protein rapunzel-like
Exons: 2
Coding region: 125-1318 (397 amino acids)
Source: RefSeq, a predicted model, not a curated record
UCCGGAUGCUUCCCCCUUAACACACGACUAAACCUGGAAAACUUAAGGGACCUUCCUUAUUUCCUUUCUUUAAAGAAGGAUUUGUUCCUGCUGAAACAUUUGGAUUUGUGACUCUUCAUCAGCCAUGCCCAGUCCAUUGGAGAAAGUGGUGGCACAGAAGAAGGAGGCCAUCGAGGCUGUGAUGGAGCUGUUCGAGAAAGGAGCCGAGGUCCUGGCUAGCACCGUCGGGGAGAUUUUCCCGCUGUGUGAAGCCGCUGCGCCCGUCCUGAAGCUUGCUUUGGACAACGUUGAAAGCAAGGAGGUGUUCUAUGUCAAGGAGCAGUUCUUAGUCGUGAGGAAUAGGCUUGACGUGAUCUCGUCGCAGCUCGAAGACAUCAACCAUGAGAUACAGAAGGGGCGUGUCGAUUCGCAAUACUUUUCCGUGGAGGAGAACCUACGCAACCAGUUCCGCAAAUAUCUCGACAUCUUGAAUGCCAAGCCAGAGUUUCGGGAGGUCAAGAAACGUUUGUUCUUGGAUCAUUUCAGCAAGACAGGAGGAGAGAGGAACCUCUAUGUACUGUACGAUGCCCUGAUGGGCACAAACACUUUUGGCCAGUCCAUCCUGGAGGUGGUGGUGAGAUAUGAAGCUAAGAACAGGAGGGUCCUUGAAGACUUCUGUGUCCGUAUGAAAGAACUCUUCUGCCUUGGGUUGAUCGUCUUGCUGGGUCAUUGUUCCCUCACUCAAGGUGAGGAUAUAGAGCAGGAGAAGAUCUCUGAAUGGAGCGAGAGAAUCCAAGAGGUUGAAACCAAGAUGAAGGCAGUCAUUGAAGAAUGUGUGACUUCAUUUGCAGAGCAGGCACGUCUGGAUGUCCAGAGGCUGGUCCAAGACAAAGAGGCAGGGAGUCUCGAAGACACAGCUCAGGAACUGCUCAAUUUCCUGGUGAGGAAGUAUGAUUGGGUCAGGUGGUCUGUUCGCAUUAUUAACCACUCAGGAAGCAGCUACCGCAACUGGCGUGCUGGAGACAACUUCCAGUCCGUUACAGGACAGAAAUGGUUUGAUGUGCUGCAGGUAAACGACACCAACGUAGUCGUGUCUUACUGCAGCAAUCCACAGCCUGUUCCCAAAGAUAACAUCCAGCAGUUGAUGGACGGUCUGACAAAGAAGGGAGAUGCGAAAGCUGUGGUGGAGAACCUGGAAAAGCAUCUGUCUGGUUUUAUGGUCCACGCUGUCAGCUGCCAUAAACAGAGCUUUGCGGCUUGGAACUUUCCAGAAGAAUGUCAUUAUUGGGAGAUGGCCAAGAAGGGCAAGACUGUGGCUCUCUGUGUGCAUUCAGAUUAGCUGCCAGGUCAAGAGCUUAAAUGAGAUGCCUUAUUGAUUUAUGGUCAUUAUAAACUGGACACUUUUAAUCAUAAGUAUAAAAGACAAAUAAUUGAUCCAUACAUGGUUGUAUAUGGCAAUCCAAGAGGUUUCAUAAUCAUAAUAUUCAUAAUCACUGUUUUGUCUUAAUGUCCAGGACAGGGCUUAAUACCAAAGUCAUAAUCCUCAUUAAGUAGAUAAAGGAGUUAACCACAGCAUGCACUUUGGCAUUAUUGAAAAACAACAACAAAAGACUUCUUAAAGAUUGGAAUCCGCUAAAUCUUACUUGCUAUGUUACAAAUGUCAUGCUAGCAUAUUGUAGCACAGGAAUUAGAGGAACGGAUAUCACGAUACUAGAAAAUCUUGACCCAGUCAUUUGAUCGAGUCUUGCCUUUUGCCCAUUAAAAGCUAUGCAGGUCACCUAGUCUUAGCGUCAGUCUAAUUUUUGCAA